This is a messenger RNA of Wyeomyia smithii (pitcher-plant mosquito), 2807 nucleotides long. Its product is annotated as NADH-ubiquinone oxidoreductase chain 2-like. The record is from RefSeq and is a predicted model, not a curated record. Gene Ontology annotation, molecular function: NADH dehydrogenase (ubiquinone) activity. Lineage: Eukaryota; Metazoa; Arthropoda; Insecta; Diptera; Culicidae. Gene Ontology annotation, biological process: mitochondrial electron transport, NADH to ubiquinone.
AUUACCUUGAUAGGGUAAAUUAUAAAAUUAUAAAUUUUAUUCAUUAUAUUUAAUAGAAUUAAACUAUUUCUAAAAGUAUCAAAAACUUUUAUGCAUCAUACAUUAAAAUAUAAAAAGAUAAGCUAAUGUUAAGCUUUUGGGUUCAUACCCCAAUUAUAAAGGUUAUAAUCCUUUUCUUUUUAAUUAAAAAAAAUUUUAAUAUUUUUUUCAUUAUAUUAAUUUGUAGUUCUUUAAUUACUAUUUCUUCUAAUUCUUGAUUAAGAGCUUGAAUAGGGUUAGAAAUUAAUUUACUUUCAUUUAUCCCCCUAAUAAAUGAAGGUAAAAAAAAUUUAACUACCUCAGAAAGAAGUUUAAAAUACUUUUUAAUUCAAGCUUUUGCUUCUUCUAUUCUUUUAUUUUCCAUUAUUCUUAGAAUACUAAUUUUUAAUAAUAAUUGAAUAAUAUUAAAUAAUUUUAAUGAAUUAUUAAUAUUAUCCACUUUAUUUUUAAGUGGAGCUGCUCCUUUUCAUUUUUGAUUCCCAAAUGUAAUAGAAGGCUUAAAUUGAAUUAACGCUUUAAUUUUAAUAACUUGACAAAAAAUUGCCCCUUUAAUUUUAAUUUCUUAUAAUUGAAAUUAUAAUUUUUUUAUAUUUUCAAUUAUAUUUUCUAUUAUUAUUGGAGCAUUAGGAGGUUUAAAUCAAAUUUCUUUACGAAAAUUAAUAGCAUUUUCUUCAAUUAAUCAUUUAGGAUGAAUAUUAAUUGCAAUAAUAAAUAAUGAAUUAUUAUGAUUUUUUUAUUUUUUAUUAUAUUCUUUUCUUUCAAUUUCAAUUAUUUUAUUAUUUAAUAAUUUUAAAAUUUUUUAUUUUAAUCAAAUUUUUAAUUUUUCAUUAAUAAAUCCAAUUAUUAAAUUUUUUAUUUUUUUAAAUUUAUUAUCUUUAGGUGGAUUACCCCCUUUCUUAGGAUUUUUACCAAAAUGACUAGUAAUCCAAAAUUUAGUAACAAUAAAUCAUUAUUUUUUAUUAUUUUUAAUAGUUUGUUUUUCAUUAAUUACUUUAUUUUAUUAUUUACGAAUAUCCUAUAGAAUUUUUAUAUUAAAUUAUAAUAAAAAUUCAUGAAUAUUAAUAAAUAGUUAUUUUAAUAAAAAUAUAAAUAUUAUUUUAAUUUCUAAUUUUUUUUCUAUUUUUGGAUUAAUUUUAAUUUCAUUAAUUUAUUUAAUCAUAUAAGAAUUUAAGUUAAUAAAACUAAUAGUCUUCAAAACUGAAAAUAUUUGUAUUAAUCUUUUAAUUCUUAUUAUGCAACAAUGACUUUUUUCUACAAAUCAUAAAGAUAUUGGAACUUUAUAUUUUAUUUUUGGAGCUUGAUCAGGAAUAGUAGGUACAUCAUUAAGAAUUUUAAUUCGAACUGAACUUAGUCAUCCCGGAGCAUUUAUUGGAAAUGAUCAAAUUUAUAAUGUUAUUGUUACAGCCCAUGCAUUUAUUAUAAUUUUUUUUAUAGUAAUACCUAUUAUAAUUGGAGGAUUUGGAAACUGAUUAGUACCUCUAAUACUAGGAGCACCUGAUAUAGCUUUCCCUCGAAUAAAUAAUAUAAGUUUUUGACUUCUUCCUCCUUCUUUAUCUUUAUUAUUAGCCGGAAGAAUGGUAGAAAGUGGUGCCGGGACUGGAUGAACUGUUUAUCCUCCUUUAUCUUCUAAUUUAGCUCAUACUGGAGCUUCUGUUGAUCUAUCAAUUUUUUCUUUACAUCUAGCAGGUAUUUCUUCAAUUUUAGGAGCAGUAAAUUUUAUUACUACUGUUAUUAAUAUACGAUCUACAGGAAUUACUUUAGAUCGAAUACCUUUAUUUGUAUGAUCCGUAGUAAUUACAGCUAUUUUACUACUUCUUUCUUUACCUGUUCUAGCAGGAGCAAUUACUAUAUUAUUAACUGAUCGAAAUCUUAAUACUUCUUUUUUUGACCCUAUUGGAGGAGGAGAUCCUAUUUUAUACCAACAUUUAUUUUGAUUUUUUGGACAUCCAGAAGUUUAUAUUUUAAUUCUCCCUGGAUUUGGAAUAAUUUCUCAUAUUAUUACUCAAGAAAGAGGAAAAAAGGAAACUUUUGGUACAUUAGGAAUAAUUUAUGCAAUAUUAGCUAUUGGAUUAUUAGGAUUUAUUGUUUGAGCACACCAUAUAUUUACUGUAGGAAUAGAUGUUGAUACUCGAGCUUAUUUUACAUCUGCUACUAUAAUUAUUGCAGUACCUACAGGAAUUAAAAUUUUUAGUUGGCUAGCUACUUUACAUGGAACACAAUUAAAUUAUAGACCUGCUUUACUUUGAGCUUUAGGAUUCGUAUUUUUAUUUACCGUAGGAGGAUUAACAGGAGUAAUUUUAGCUAAUUCUUCAAUUGAUAUUAUUUUACAUGACACUUAUUAUGUAGUAGCUCAUUUUCAUUAUGUUUUAUCCAUAGGAGCAGUAUUUGCUAUUAUAAGAGGUUUUAUUCAUUGAUAUCCCUUAUUAACUGGAUUAACCAUAAAUCCUUCAUGAUUAAAAAUUCAAUUUUCUAUAAUAUUUAUUGGAGUAAAUUUAACUUUUUUCCCCAACAUUUUUUAGGCCUUGCAGGAAUACCUCGACGAUAUUCUGAUUUUCCAGAUAGUUAUCUUUCAUGAAAUAUUAUUUCUUCAUUAGGAAGAACUAUUUCUUUAUUUGCAAUUUUAUUUUUCCUUUUUAUUAUCUGAGAAAGAAUAAUUUCCCAACGAACUCCAUCUUUCCCUAUACAAUUAUCUUCAUCUAUUGAAUGAUAUCACACAAUACCCCCAAUAGAACAUUCUUAUUCAGAACUUCCUUUACUUUCUUCUAAUU